CAAAGCCUAAUUAAUUUGUUAGAUUCUAUACUGUUUACUCAUAACCCCACUUGGAAUGAUUGUCAGCAGCUAUUGCAGGUUUUGUUCACUACUGAAGAAAAAGAAAGGAUCUUGACCGAGGCCAGGAAAAAUGUGCCAGGGGAUAAUGGGCAGUCGACAACGCUUCAGAAUUUAAUUGAUGCUGGGUUCCCGUUAUCUCAUCCCAGUUGGAAUUUUGAGCCUCCAGAAGGUAGGGAGCAUCUCCAAAAGUACCGCCAGAUUCUAAUGGCCGGUCUCUGAGCGGCGGCAAGGAAGCCGACUAAUUUGGCCAAGGUAAACUUAGGCAGGCAGGGGCCGACAGAGAGCCCUGCAGCAUAUCUAGAGAGGUUGAUGGAAGCGUUUAGAUUGUAUAUUCCCAUGGACCCGCAAGCUGAUGAGAGUAGAGCGGCAGUGGUCUUAUCCUUUGUAAACCAAGCAGCCCCUGAUAUCAGAAGAAAUCUUCAGAAGAUAGAUAGAUUAGGUGAGCAGACCCUACAGGACUUAAUGAAAGUAGCAGAAAAGGUGUAUAAUACUAGAGAAACCCCAGAAGAAAUGGAGGAAAGAAUACAGAGGGAGGAAAGGGAAUUCCAAGCUAAAGAAAAUUAACAAAAUCAGAAGGAGUUAGCAAAGAUCUUCUUUGCUGGAGCUCAGGGAGACAUAGGGAAAGGGAGAGGAAGGAGACCAGACCAACAUGACAGGCCCGGCUGAGACCCACCCCUGGCCCUGAACCAAUGUGCAUUUUGCAAAGGGACUGGCCACUGGAAGAAUGAAUGCCCAAAGAAAGAGAACAAAAAAUGUGAAAAGCCUGCUCCUGUUAGAACAUUGGUGGCAGGUGAAGAUAGCGACUAGGGGAGACAGGACUCAGUACCCCUCCCUGAGUCUUGGGUAACCUUGAAGGUGGAGGAGAAUCCAGUAGAGUUCCUGGUAGAUACAGGGGCUCAGUACUCCAUCCUCAAUAAGAAGGAGGGAAAGAUUUCUUCAAAAACCAGCCUGGUCCAGGGGGCAACAGGGGCAAAGUGGUAUCAUUGGACAACACAGCGACAAGUGAAUCUGAGAACUAAGCAAGUGUCCCAUUCAUUCUUAGUUGUACCCGACUGUCCUGCACCACUGUUAGGAAGAGACUUAUUAUCCAAAGCCCAAGCCCAUAUAUUCUUUCACAAAAACAGUGUCCAGGUUACCGAUGGGGAAGGCUCCCAUCUACAGGUCCUGAUGGUCACCUUACACGACGAAUACCACUUGUAUAAAGGUGUAGAAGACCAAUACACAGGUUUAACGGAUAUGGCUCUGUGGCUGGAAGAGUUUCCCCAAGCCUGGGCAGAAACUGGAGGAAUUGGAUUGGUGAAACACUGACCACCCAUUAUUGUGGACUUAAAACCCUCUGCCAUUCCGGUAAGAGUCCGACAGUAUCCCAUGCCCAGGGAAGCCCAGGAAGGCAUACAACCCCAUAUCCAGCAGCUAUUAUGGGAAGGGGUAUUAAAGAGGUGUCGGUCUGCAUGGAAUACACCUCUCCUCCCAGUAAAGAAACCAGGGGGAGAGUACCGACUGGUGCAGGAUCUGAGAGAGGUAAAUCAUCGAGUUGAAGACAUACAUCCCACAGUCCCUAACCCUUACACGCUACUCAGCAAUCUUCCCCCAGAUCAUGUGUGGUAUACUACCCUGGACUUGAAGGAUGCUUUCUUUAGCUUGCCCCUAGCCCCACAGAGCCGACUUUUUGCCUUCAAAUGGGUUGAUGAAGUGGAUAAAAUUCUCGGCCAGCUGAGCUGGACAAGGUUGGUCCAAGUGUUCAAGCACUCGGCCACUUUAUUUAACAAAGCCUUGAGUGACAACUUACGUGAGUACUGAGGUCAAAACCCACAAAUAACUUUACUACAAUAUGUAGAUGACUUGUUAAUAGCAGCCCCCGACUGGGCAGGGUGUCUCGAAGCAACCAGAAAACUACUCACCACUCUGGGAGAGAUGGGAUAUCGAGCUAGUGCCAAGAAAGCUCAGAUAGCUAAGCCAGAAGUCACAUAUUUGGGGUAUAAGUUAAGAGCUGGGCAGAGGUGGUUCGCUGAAGCCAUGAAACAGACGAUCCUACAGAUUCCCCGACCCACAAGCCCAAGGAAGAUGAGAGAAUUUCUAGGAACAGUAGGUUAUUGCUGGCUGUGGAUUUUAGAUUUUGCCACAAAAGCGAAGUCACACUAUGAGCUCAGCAGGGAAGGGUCGGAGUGGGACUGGACUCCUGAGAGGGACUCAGCUUUUAAAGAACUUAAGGAAGCACUCCUUAAAGCCCCAGCAUUAACAUUACCCGACCCCACUAAACCAUUUCAUCUGUUUGUUAAUGAGAAAAAAGGAAUAGCCAAGGGGGUCCUAAUACAACAACAGGGGCCAUGGAAGAGGCCAGUAGCAUACCUCUCAAAGAAAUUGGAUCUAGUAGCAGCAGGAUGGCCACCUUGCUUGAGAAUUAUUGCUGCCACCGCUCUGCUAGUUAAAGAUGCAGAUAAGUUAACCCAUGGACAGACUUUGAAAGUAACCACUCCCCAUGCCAUUGAAGGAGUGCUCAAACAGCCUCCGGGGAAAUGGAUAACCAAUGCCAGAUUAACUCAUUAUCAGAGUCUAUUACUUGACACUCCAAGGAUGCAAUUCUUAGCCCCAGCAGUUUUAAACCCCACCACCCUGCUGCCUAACCCGGACCUAGAUAAACCUCUGCACGACUGCUCAGAGACACCCGCAGAAGUAAAUAUGGUCAGAAAGGACUUGCAAGACUGCCCUUUUGAAAACAGUGACUUCAUCUGGUUCACGGAUGGAAGCAGUUUCAUACAGGAUGGACUAAGGUAUGUGGGAGCCACGGUGGUAAACAACCAGGAGGAGAUUAUUUGGGCCGACUCUUUACUGCCAGGAACUUCCGCUCAGAAAGCUGAACUUAUUGCCCUGGUGGAGGCAUUGGAAAGAGUGGAGUGA
Messenger RNA from Orycteropus afer afer, 2958 nucleotides. Lineage: Eukaryota; Metazoa; Chordata; Mammalia; Tubulidentata; Orycteropodidae. The record is from RefSeq and is a predicted model, not a curated record.